Messenger RNA from Pochonia chlamydosporia 170, 240 nucleotides. RefSeq lists its product as hypothetical. The transcript has a single exon. The record is from RefSeq and is a predicted model, not a curated record. NCBI's taxonomy places the organism in Eukaryota, Fungi, Ascomycota, Sordariomycetes, Hypocreales, Clavicipitaceae. The coding region runs from base 1 to 240 and encodes 79 amino acids.
AUGUCCUGGGAACUUACCAGGCGACGGAUAUCCCGCUCCGUCAACGAAAAAUACCUUUUCGGUCGCAUUGUGAGUACUGCCAGAACACCCACGACCAAAGUUCCAGUCCCAAACUGGCUUGACUCAUCCGCCAUUAUUUGCCUGCAUUCCUCUUAUCUUCAAGCGGCGCCUCUUCUGGACCCCAUGCAAGUCCUCACGAACAGACCUCAUUGUUUCUGUUGCGCACUGCCUGACAUUUAG